Molecule: messenger RNA, 2181 nt
Organism: Alternaria burnsii
Lineage: Eukaryota; Fungi; Ascomycota; Dothideomycetes; Pleosporales; Pleosporaceae
Product: sec1-like protein
Exons: 6
Coding region: 1-2181 (726 amino acids)
Biological process (GO): vesicle-mediated transport; intracellular protein transport
Cellular component (GO): secretory granule; plasma membrane
Molecular function (GO): syntaxin binding
Source: RefSeq, a predicted model, not a curated record
AUGGCGUCCAUGAUAGACAUCCAACGAGAGCUCAUUCUCAACUCGAUCAAGCAGACCACCCGCGGCGACUGGAAGAUACUCAUCGUGGACGAGGACAGCCAGAAGCUGAUCAACAACGUGGUCAAGGAAGAUGACAUCCUCAACCUCAACAUUACAAACAUCGAGCGCAUCGAAGACCGGCGGCAGACGAUACGCGACAUGGACGCCAUAUACAUCAUCACACCCAAGCCGCACAUCGUCGACUGCAUCAUGGCCGAGUUCGACCAGCGCAGAUACCGCGGCUUCUUCUUGAUAUGGACCACGUUGCUGCCGCCACACCUCAAGGAGCGCAUAGACCGGUCGCAGAUGGCACGCGAACAGAUUCGGAGCUUCCGGACGGUGCACCUCGACUUCCACCCCCAGGAGUCGCACCUCGUCACCUUCAAAGACCCCUGGAGCUUCCCCAUUCUCUACCACCCCGAGUGCAACAACCUCGUAGUGCGACACAUGGAAGACAUUGCUGAAAGAAUAACUGGCAUCUGCGUCGCACUGGGCGAAUACCCCAUCAUCCGCUACUACCGACCGCGGGCCCCAACCCACGAGGCCAGCGUCUUGUGCUCACAUCUUGCCCGCUUCGUCCAGGAUAAGCUCGACAUGUACGCCCAGUUCAACCAAGACUUUCCCCCCCAGUCAAACCGGCCCCGCGGCGCCCUCUACAUCACCGAUCGAUCCAUGGACCUCAUGGCUCCCUUCCUCCACGAGUUCACAUACCAAGCAAUGGCCAUGGACCUGCUGCCGAUACAGGACAGCGACAAGGUGACGUACCGCACCAUUGUCAACGAGGAGGAUCCCGCGGCCGAGGAAAAGGACAUGGAGAUAUCCGACAAGGACAAGAUAUGGGUCGAGAACCGCCACCGGCACAUGAAGGACACUCUCGACAAGCUGAUCAGCGAUUUCCAAAAGUUCAUCGCCGACAACCCCCAUUUCACCAACCAGGACGCCCAGAACGCCGCCGGCAUGAAUGGACUGAAUGCAAUCAAGGACAUGAUCGCUGGACUGCCGCAGUUCCAGGAGAUGAAGGAAGCCUACUCUCUUCAUCUCACCAUGGCGCAGAAGUGCAUGGAGAUCUUCCAGAAGCACAAGCUCCCGGAUCUGGCUUCCGUCGAGCAGUGCCUGGCUACUGGCCUUGAUGAAGACUACCGGAAACCCAAGAACAUGACUGACCAGAUCGUGCGCACCCUGGACGAUGAAGAGAUAACGCCAGCUGACCGACUACGACUUGUCGCGCUAUACGUUCUGUUUAAGAAUGGGAUCCUACCAGCCGACCUCCAGAAGCUCCUCUUCCACGCACAGCUGCCGCCCACUGACGGCGAAGUCGUUCGCAACCUUGACCUCCUUGGAGCGCGAGUCGCCAGACAGCUCAAGGAGAAAAGAGACGCUCCACCACCGCUUUUCCCGCCUAAGCCAGCCCCGCCACCAAAUGCUGAGGAUUACGGCUUGUCCAGGUUCAAUCCCGCGUUGCAAGAUAUGCUAGAAGAGCAUGUCCGCGGUAGCCUGCCGCAGGAUGUCUUUCCCUUCACAAAGAUGUCGCCCGACGAUGCCGCGAGUAUGGCACAAGAGAAUGCUGCGCCUGCGUCACUUCGCUCUGCAAAGCCGACAUGGGCCAAGUCGCGGCUCGCAAGUGCAGAGCCCCGUCAGCGAGUCAUCGUGUUCGUAGCUGGUGGUGCAACCUAUUCCGAAGCCCGCGCCUGCUACGACGUUUCAAACAAGACCUCAAGAGACGUCUUCCUCGUCACAUCGCACAUGAUGAAGCCGCAGCUCUUUCUCCGCCAAGUUGGCGAUCUCAGUCAGAACCGCCGCAACCUGCGCUUACCUAUCGACCAGCCACAACCGAAAGCUCCAGCCCAUCUGUUCGAGAAGCCUGAGCCGCCAAAACCUGCGCCGCCCCCUGCUGGCACCAAGCCCCCUAUGCCUGGAGGCCUACCGUCCGGUCCCAGAGUCGCUGGUCCAAAGCCCCCAACCGCCGCCAUGGGCGCCAUUAAUCUCAACGGCCAGCCACAAAAACACAGCCCUUCGUCCUCGCAGAGCAGCACGAAGCCUGGUAAGGAAGAGAAGGAGGGCAAGGAAAAGAAGAAGAAGAAGUUGCAUUUGGCGGUGCAUACCUUUCUGGCGUUGUUUUGCUUUGUUCAUAGCGAGGAUUGA